Molecule: messenger RNA, 3255 nt
Organism: Uloborus diversus
Lineage: Eukaryota; Metazoa; Arthropoda; Arachnida; Araneae; Uloboridae
Product: large neutral amino acids transporter small subunit 2-like
Exons: 5
Coding region: 1-597 (198 amino acids)
Biological process (GO): amino acid transmembrane transport
Molecular function (GO): L-amino acid transmembrane transporter activity
Source: RefSeq, a predicted model, not a curated record
AUGGAUAUUUCUGAGGAGAAUCGUGCAUCCAAUUCUCCAUCCAUCACUUGUCCAUCAUGCAGGAUCAGCAUUGUGCCAUCGAGGGCCAGAACCAUGUGCCCCUUCUGUGGCAGCUUCUAUAACCGGGCUGCGAAUAAUGAUGUCUCUUUGAGAAGAAGAAGCAGCGAUGAGCCAGUCCGGCUACCUCAGUUAGUGGAUAAUGUUAAUGCGCUGCUCUCUAUUUUGUAUUUGUGCUCCAGUGAUAUUUAUGCUCUCAUAAACUAUGUUGGAUUUGCUACUUGGCUAGCCAUUGGAUUAGCCGUACUGUGUCUUCCUUACUUGAGGUGGAAACAGCCGAAUCUUCCUCGACCAAUAAGAGUAAAUCUGAUAUUUCCUAUAAUAUAUAUCAUUGCUUCCAUUUUCAUCACAGUCGUUCCAAUGAUGGCUGAUCCCGUGGGAACAGGUUUUGGAGCCCUAAUAAUUGCAACGGGAAUUCCAGUCUACCUCAUAUUCGUUUAUUGGGAAAAUAAACCAAAAGCUAUAAGAGGAUUUUUUGAUUCCAUGACGUUUACCCUGCAAAAACUACUUGUGGUUGUACCUUCUGAAAAAAGCGCAUGAUACAAGAUGUCAUUAUUUCUCAAUGUCAUUUAACUCUUUGCUCACAAUGUAUAACUUUUGCGAAGAACUAUUCAAUAUGACUUUUGAAACUACAUUUGUGAAUACAGCAGCUUUGUUACGAAUUUAAAUAUAUAGAUGCGUUAUAUAUUCUAUAUAUAUUCUAUUACUGAAUAAUGUGUAGAGAAACGCAUCUAAUAAGUAUAUUUUAUCUGACAUUUUAUAAACUAUUGCCUUUAACUAAAGCUAAAAGUGCAAACGAUGUUUAAUUUUUAAAAUUUUACCCAAGCAUGCCAUAUACAUUGCUUUUUACUGAAAAUGCAAAAGCUUAGAAUGUUUUAUUAAUUUAUAGUUUUACCUUUUUUGUGUUAUACAUCCAAACAUGCAAAGACUAAAUUGAGAUCUUAAAAUUUUACUUUGGUUUUAUACAAGCUCCUUAAAAACGUCCUAUUUAGUGUGUUCAUCUUAUUUCAAACUUUUCAACGAAGCUUCUUAUUGCAACUGAAGCUUGAUCAUUUAAAAUAUUUGAACAAUUUUAAAUAUUUUUUAAUGAUAUUAUUGAUACUGGCAGCUUCUUUUUACACCCCAGUACUGUUGAACACGCAGUCUUGUAUGUAUAUGUUUAAGAUACAUAUCAAGUCGGUCUAUAAUAGUCUGAUUUUCUUGCUAGUUUGCAUUCAAAUUUUUAUUAAUUUAUAUCAAUCAUAUAUAAAAUAUAGAUGAACUCCAUGCACAACUUGUGACCUAGACGAUCAUUCCAAUUGAUGGAAAUGCUCCCUAUGCCGAAAUUUUUAUUAACUGAUGAUUACCUAUGAUGAUUAAUAAUAAUAGUUCUAUAAUAUGCACCAUUUAUAUGAUGUAUGCUAUAUUUUUGAAAUUUUUAUAACAGUAGAACAGCGUUCAGAAUGUAAAAACAUCUCUACUGCCAAAACUCACACAUUGAAAGAGAGCCUAAUUUAUGCAUUAAUAGCUUGAGUAGUUAACUUUCAUAUUCGAUACACUUACAGUAACGCGCAGAUAUCCAUGUUUACUCAGAUGGACCAAUUUUUAAUGUCAAAAUGAUUUUUUUAUUGAAUAAUAAAAUUAAAAAAUCAUACCAUUUGUAUUGAAUGUGUUUGAAGCAGUUUUGAGUGCUCUUCAUAAAUAAAUACACAUAUCAGCGUUUUCCUUCUCUUUUAUUUGUUUUUAAUAAUCUUUAUUCUCAUAAAAAAUCUACAAAAUAUGAUUUUCCUGAAGAAUACAAAUGAGGCAGUGAGAAGCAAAGGGAGGUAAGUGGCAAAAUUAAAAAUUUGGAAAUAACCAGCACACAUGGUAGGUGAACCUCUCCUCUGUCUUGAGGCAAGAGAUGGUACUAGUAGCCCUGGUAGUUACUGCUAUACAGCGUGAUUUAGAAAAAAAAUUCAAUGAAAGCCUACCUAGGAUGUUAUCUUUAAACGUAUUUUACUCACAACUUGAAAAUGUCCACUUACAUCCCUUUGCUUCUCACUACCUCAAAUGUUUCUUGUUAAAUUAUGAAUUACAGAGAUUUUUUUAAAAAAUAAAAUUCAAUUUACUAUUUAUUGAAUAGGCAUCUCCUUAUUUUUCCCUUACAUAUAUUUAUUGUUUUUAAAUUGCAAUAUUUUAUUUUUAGAUAUAUCAUAGAAAGUUUUGUAUCAUGUUUUCGAAAGAAAAAAAAAAACAAUCAAUCAAUCAAGUAGAUGUUAUUUGAAUUGUCUGCGCAUGUAAAGUUAUUCAUUGUAUCAUUUGCCAUAUGAAUAUAGAAGCCCAAGACUGACAUUUUUUUUGGUGCAGUACAUUCCAGGAAAAAAAAAUUGACGCGUUUUCUUUCUGCGAACUAUGGUGAAAUUAGGUUGACGUUUUAGCAUGUGGUUAAAGAUUUUUAAGACACUUAACAAAAUUUUUUAGAGAAACAGACGUCCAAUCUUUUUAUAUUAAUCAUGUAACUUCCGUUGUUGAAGAUAAUCAUCUCGUAUUUUUGUUAAACUUGUGGCAAUCACACUAAUUUUCAAAAUAAUUGUUACAUGAAUUAUUAUUUCAAAUUUUAUAUUAUUAUUGUUGUAUUUAUUUAUUUUUAUAACUUUUCCUUUCGGUAUUCGACCUCGUUAUUGCCAAUAAAAUGAUGGUCAUUUUUAUGCAACCAACAUUUCCCCUAUCGCAAAAACAAUAGCUCGUUCAACUAUCAGCAGAUGGCUCCGCCACUCAACUGCAGCUCCUGAGUUCAGAUACGAAGCUGAAAGGGAGAGAAAUUGUCUCUGUAGCCGUAGUAAUUGCUCAAUGACUGAUACAAAUGACUUUCAGGCACAGAGAUUUAGCAAACACUGCUUUGCAUGUAGUCGGUGGGUCUCUAUAGCCUUGGGCAUUGAACCCACGAUUUUCUCUGAAUCUCAAAAUCAUGUAACCAGAUAUACUUCACAGAAUUUUCACCCUGUUGGAUUUAAGUGAUUCCGUGUAAUUUUAGUAUGAUGUUAAAAUUUUUUGUUUUGUUUUAAGUUCCUGAAAAAUAUAUUUCAUGUUCACAAUCAUUCAUAUUGUAUGCUGUUUUAAGUUUACGUUAAAAGUAUGCAAAUUACAGCUGUUAUUGGAUGCCAAAAUUUAUAUCAAAAUCUUUUCUAUGCUUCUCAUGUAGCUUUGGAAUUUUGCUAAUAAAAGUAUUAUACUGAU